CGUGAAUGAAAUCACCGAAGUGUCAAUGGAGAUGUUCAGCCAAAUCGACUAUUCGUACUACUUAGUCGCGCUGUUUUGCAUCGAAAGCCUUCAAAAACUCGUGCUGAAAUGUAACUACCACUUCAGCUCGUUGCGCGGUUUUGCCGAUGCCGCGAAGAAGGGGUUUCUCCAAAACCUCGAAACCGUGGAAAUUCGCUGUACUAUUACAAGGAAGUGUAUUUGAUGUCGCUGGUGGUCCUUCCGAAGAUGAAAACCGCGGUUCUGAGCGGGGCGAAUAUCGUGGAUUACAGUACAUCGGAGCAUAUUGAAACGGUCGAGCGGUACCGAGGCGUUUUGUUCGAUGAGUCAACGCAUCGAUCGGCUUCGGAGGACGCGAAGCGCAAUUUGGACUCGGUGAUUCUGCAGAACACGCAGCUGGGCGAUCGGGUUUUUCCUCUUUUCGUGGUGCCGCUUUCCGCUCAUUCCUCGCACAUCGACAUCCGGAGGAAUGCGAUCACGGAUGCGGGCGUUCGGUAUUGCUACAAUCAAGUCCGUGAGCGAGGCGAGUCGAUGAUGAAGACGCUGCUGGUGGACGUGGAGUCGCUCUCUCCGCUGAGCAAACUCUAUCUUUUCAAACUCACGCAUUGGAACGAGAGCAGCGAGGUCGAUGCCCAGAUCCGCGAGUUGGAAGCCAAGGAGCCGCUCGAUGACGCGGCGAAGGAGGUAAUGCAGCAGCUUCAAUUGCUGGAGGCGUCGGAACCCGUGGCGCCCGAGAAGCCGGAGCUUCCGCGCGGCUGUUGUUGCCGUGUGUUUUGUUCUGUUUGUCCCAAACAUGAUUCCAAGAAGAUUGAAUUUAGAACGAACGAAUGGAUGAAUGGAUGA
This is a messenger RNA of Blastocystis hominis, 861 nucleotides long. RefSeq lists its product as hypothetical. NCBI's taxonomy places the organism in Eukaryota, Bigyra, Opalinata, Blastocystidae. Bases 223 to 861 code for a protein of 212 amino acids. The transcript has 5 exons. The record is from RefSeq and is a predicted model, not a curated record.